Messenger RNA from Dentiscutata heterogama, 162 nucleotides. The record is from the annotation of a GenBank genome assembly. NCBI's taxonomy places the organism in Eukaryota, Fungi, Glomeromycota, Glomeromycetes, Diversisporales, Gigasporaceae.
AUGUACAGCCCUAACGGUGAUUGGCCCGAAGUUGUAAAUAGACUUGUUGCUGAAACUGAUAAAUAUGUGAAAAAAAUCGAUUUAAAGGAAUUAUUAGAAUGUGAUUUUUCAACAACUACCUCAAGCUCCUUAACAGCAAGUCGUAUUGUAUUAUUAGAUGCU